Racocetra persica is the source of this 243-nucleotide messenger RNA. Lineage: Eukaryota; Fungi; Glomeromycota; Glomeromycetes; Diversisporales; Gigasporaceae. The record is from the annotation of a GenBank genome assembly.
AUGACUUGUUGUUACGAUAACUCGCACGAUACUGGUUAUACUUUUCAAAACUCUGAUACUAGUAUUCAAUCUCAUUAUAACGAUGAAGUUGAUAAUAAUCAAGAGAAUGGUAAAACCUACAGGCCUUUACCUUCUCACUGUACUGAACUUCCAACUCAUCCUAAACGUAUCUUUGAAGAUUUUGUUCCGUUACCCGAACUUGUACUUUUUAUCCAAAAAGUUACCACCAAAGCUCGAAUCGAU